Penicillium salamii is the source of this 2520-nucleotide messenger RNA. The record is from the annotation of a GenBank genome assembly. Lineage: Eukaryota; Fungi; Ascomycota; Eurotiomycetes; Eurotiales; Aspergillaceae.
AUGCAGAAAUUCAAGCAGAAGUUUGAGCAUGGCAUUGAGAGUUUGGAGGGUUCCUUCAAAGAAACCCAUAUCCACGAUGUGAAAGCCGAGGCCACCCAUUUCAAAAACAAGGUCGGCAAAUUCUUUAACAUCGUCAACCCAAACCAUCGCCAUGACGAGGAGCAUGAGCAGGCUACCGACAAGAAGCGCACAGAACGCGCUGAGUCCCAUCGCUUCAAGUCCUUUGCCCCCACUCACGACGGCAACCGCGUCAAAUGGUAUGUAGACGCAAAGGACUAUAUGUGGGCAGUCUCAGAAGCCUUGGAGAAGGCCACUGAAACCAUCUACAUCGCCGACUGGUGGCUUUCCCCAGAGCUCUUCUUGCGCCGUCCCCCAGUGCAGCACCAGGAAUGGCGAUUAGAUCACGUUUUGAAGCGUCGUGCCGAGGCCGGCGUGAAGAUCUACGUAAUUGUCUACAAGGAGGUGAACCAAGCUCUGACUUGUAACUCGGCGCACACUAAGCACGCGUUGCGCAAUCUUUGCCCCGAGGGAACGCCGGGCUAUGGCAAUAUUCGAGUGAUGCGCCAUCCUGAUCACAAUGUCUUUGAGAAUGCCGCUGACAUGACUCUCUACUGGGCACAUCACGAGAAGUUCAUUGUGAUCGAUUACAAUGUAGCCUUCAUCGGUGGUAUUGAUCUUUGUUUCGGUCGGUGGGAUGCAAACCAGCACCCACUUGCAGACGUCCACCCAGCUGGACUGAGGGACGACAUUUUCCCCGGUCAAGAUUUCAACAACAACCGAAUCAUGGACUUCCAGAGCGUCCAAGAUUGGCAGAGCAACGAAGUCAGCAAAGCUGAUUACGGGCGUAUGCCGUGGCACGAUGUCGCCAUGGGUUUACAAGGUGACUGCGUAUUCGAUAUUGCAGAGCACUUUGUCCUGCGGUGGAACUUCAUCAAGCGCGACAAGUACAAGCGCAGCCAUGAUGUUGACUGGCUUUUGAUGGAGGGUCGCACGGAGGAAGAAGAUAUUAUCGCUGUGCAGCGUCCGAAGUAUCCCUGUGGUGAUUACAUCCAACACCCUUUGACCCCUCUUGCCACCAAGAGUCGCGGUAACGUCGGCACCGUGCGCGCUCAGAUCGUGCGCAGUAGCGAUGACUGGAGCAGUGGAAUCCUGAACGAGCAUAGCAUCCAAAAUGCAUACUGCGAGACGAUUCGUAACGCGCAACACUGCGUGUACAUCGAAAACCAAUUCUUCAUCACUGCCACUGGCGACCAGCAGGGUCCGGUGUUCAACCAAAUUGGCCGUGCAAUCGUUGAUGCAUGUGUACGUGCAGGCAAAGAAGGUCGCAAAUUCCGAGUGAUCAUUGUUAUUCCCGCAAUUCCCGGAUUUGCUGGUGAUCUCCGCGACGAUGCUGCGACGGGUACUCGGGCUAUCAUGGACUAUCAGUACAAGUCGAUCUGCCGAGGCGAACACUCGAUUUUCGCACAGAUAGAGAAGGAGGGUGUUGACCCACGAGAGCACAUGUUCGUAUUUGCCCUGCGGGCGUACGACCGCAUCAACAAGACCCCGGCGCUCGAAGAGCUCGAGAAGCAAGCCGAUGUCACAUACCAGGAUAUCCAGCGUGGUAUUGCCGAAUCGAUUAUGAGUGAAAGUGUACACCCCGGUAUUGGCAAGGAUGGCGACAAGAACGAGAAGGACUACGAGAAUGAGCCCAGUAAAAAGGCUGAACACCUCGCGAAGCUUGAGCGAUUCGAAGAGAAGUAUGAGCAGCGCAAGAAAGAAGAUGGUUUCCACAGCAGGGACACAGUCUCCCACUGCACCAUGCUGAACGGGGGUAAGAUGUCGGAGGAGGUCUGGGAAGGUGAAGCGGAGGCCGAGAAGGAGAACAUUGUCCAGGAGGAGCUGUACGUGCACGGCAAAGUUUGUAUCGUCGACGACCGGACAGUGAUCUGCGGCAGUGCGAACAUCAACGACCGAUCCCAACUCGGAUCACACGACAGCGAACUGGCGAUCGUAAUGGAAGAUCAAGACAUGAUCUCCAGCACGAUGAACGGAGCGCCAUACCAGGCGUCCCGAUUGGCGGCAACGCUACGUCGACAGUUGUGGCGGGAACAUCUGGGCCUUCUACCGGCACAGGAAUACGAUACCCCCGAGCACCCGAACUCCCGAUCUGUAGAUGAGUGUCUAAACCAGAUCGACAUGGGGGCAGAGAAUGAUUUCGUAGUGGACCCCCUGAGCGACGGGGUCUGGAACACCUGGACGUCUCAGGCGAGCGGGAACACCGAUACGUAUCGGAUGCUGUUCCGGGCGGAUCCAGAUGACAACAUCAAAACGUUCGAGGAUUAUGAUAAUUUCCGACCGAGGGGAUCCCGGAAGGAAGGGCAUUUGUUCGAUCCCUAUAUGCCUAUUAAGGAUGUGCGGGAGAAGUUGGAUCUCAUUAAGGGGCAUCUCGUUUGGUUGCCUUUGGAUUUCUUGAAGGAUGCCGAAAUGGCAGAGCCUGGCUUGGCUGUGAAUCAAAUUACCGAGAGCAUUUACACUUAG